AUGAUAUGCAAGAAACAUGGGAAGAACAAAGCCAAAGGGGUGUUUGUUCUUCGCAGAAAGAAGGCACCCGCCUCCAGCUCUCUUAUGCUUCCUCCACCUGUUCCUGCAUCCAGUCGUGCCAUGUUUCCUGAACCCUGGAACACGCUCGAUCUUUCCUCCCUAUCUACCUCUGCAAAUAAUAUACUAUUAACUGCCGGUUCCCCUUCCAACAGCUCACCAGUUCCUAGUCCCACCUCUCCCUACUCAUUCAUCACCUCUACCAACUCCUCUGUAAUGACCAGUGCCAGCCAUAGUGGCAAUAAGUGCAACACUGGAGCCAGUGACACUUCUCAGAUGAAGCUAUGCACUUCAUCUGCUGGUACAUUUGCCAAAAGCUCACACAUGCCCCCAUUUCCAUACCACUCACCAAACUCCAACCCUGCAUCUCAUUUGGCACAAGCCAUUGACAUUGUUCGUCAUGACCCAGAGUUGUCAGCAGAGGACAUUCUCAACAUGGUCAAUCACUUCUUGUGUGCUGAAAACAAGGCCAGUGCAGUUGCAUGUGUUGCUCUGAGUGACGUUCAACUUAGGUCCAUGUGGAUAUUGAGGAAACUCAAGAAGCUUUAUGCCAAAUCCAAGUAG
Suillus subalutaceus is the source of this 621-nucleotide messenger RNA. RefSeq lists its product as uncharacterized. The record is from RefSeq and is a predicted model, not a curated record. Lineage: Eukaryota; Fungi; Basidiomycota; Agaricomycetes; Boletales; Suillaceae. The transcript is spliced from 2 exons. Bases 1 to 621 code for a protein of 206 amino acids.